AUGCGUCCUGCACUCCCUUCGCUACGGCCGGAUCCCGGGUACAGCUUGAGUCGAUCCCAGCGCAUGUUCCAGACUGCAUCAGCACCACAGCUGCCUGCGAUCACUGCGGCAGCAGAUUACCUCAGACUUCCACGCCUGACACCGGCAGUGCAUCAGCGAGAAGCAAGACAUCUGGGGGGUCAGCUCCGUCCAUUUCAGGGGAUGAUGGCAUCGGACAUCAUCGUUGCGGAGAUGGAGAAUCGCCUCUCCGUUGCAGAAGCACUGCACAAGGCCGCGCAGGCAUCACCGCCCGAGAGGCAAAGAUGGGCGCCCAAGCCGAAGACUCCUCCAGCAGUUGUGUCGGUGCCAACCGCAGCGAGGGCACUGGGUCCCUCUGCGCCAGGCUGGGGUGCAGCGGCGGGCAGCAUCAAGGUUUCUUCGCAUCCAGGAUACUUGCCACCGUGGAUCUCGAACGAGACUUGGGACACGGUGCAGCAGGUGGCAACACGCGCUGCCACGAAGCGCAUCGCUGGUAAACCCUGGAGGCCAAAGGUGCUGCGAAUGUGA
Messenger RNA from Symbiodinium necroappetens, 546 nucleotides. NCBI's taxonomy places the organism in Eukaryota, Dinophyceae, Suessiales, Symbiodiniaceae. The record is from the annotation of a GenBank genome assembly.